AAAGAAUAACUGCUGUGUCGGUCGUCGUCGGUCCUGACGGGCCCCACAACCACCGCAGAACCCCAGCUGUUCUUCUCAAUCGUAGAGAAUCGAUACCUUCUUCUUCGCAAGAUCUGGUUUUCUCUAUAUAUUUACACAUAAGAAGGAGAAGAAGAAGAAGAAACGUCGCGAUCUGGAGUUACUUAUCAACUAGGUAAAAUUAAGUAUAUAUAGAUCUAGAUGGGAAGGAAAGGGAACUGGUUCUCGUCUGUGAAGAAGGUUCUUAGUCCAGAAUCCAAGAGAUCAAAGGAGAAGAGGUUGUUGGGAAAUGGAAAAUCUAUUGUUGAAGAAAAUUCCAAACCUCGUGAAAUUCCUCCUCUCGAGCAUCGUUCCCCUCCUACUCUUGAAGAGAUGAAAUUUACUGAAGUUGUUGAUGAUGAUGAAGAACCGACUGUAGUUGAUGCUGAUUUCACUUCCCAAGCUACUACUGAAGUGGUUCAUGUCACUAAAGAGGUUCAGUUUCCGCGAAGAUCAAAGGAGGAAGUAGCAGCUAUCAGAAUUCAAACUGCUUUACGCGGAUACCUGGCAAGAAGGGCAUUGAGGUCUAUAAGAGGGCUUGUGAGGUUAAAAUCACUUGUUGGGGGACCAACCAUUAAGCGUCAAACUGGACACGCCUUGAAAUGCAUGCAAACUCUGGCUCGAGUGCAGGCUCGGAUUCAAUCUACACGUAUCAAGAUACUGGAAGAGAAUCAAGCUCUUGAAAGACAACUCUUACAGAAACGAGCCAAGGAAGAAAGUUUGCAGUUGGGAGAAGAUUGGGAUGUUAGUUUGCAAUCAAAAGAACAAAUUGAAGCUAACCUACUUAACAAGUAUGAAGCAACCAUGAGAAGGGAGAGAGCUCUAGCUUAUGCUUAUUCUCAUCAGCAAAACGGUAAGAAAUCAGCCAGACCUGCAAUGCUAAUAUUCAUGGAUCCAAAUAAUCCUCAUUGGGGAUGGACUUGGCUAGAACGAUGGACGGAAGCUCAUCCAUCAGAGGAAAAAAUUGAGGCGAUUGGAGAAAGACACCAUCACCAACUCGACAAUAAUAAUUCAGAGAAACCAUCCCCUGUUUCUAACAACCAAUUGAAACCCAAGGGCCGGAAAUUGAAACUCAAUGAUGACAGUAAGAGCAGUUUUAGCAUUCGUCUGGAUAAAAACAGGAGGCACAGUGUCUCCGGCUCUGUAGUUAGGAAAGACGACGAAAGCUUGUCUAGCUCUCCGUUUGUUCCUAGUUAUAUGGUGUCAACUAAAUCGACAAAAGCCAAGUCCAGAAUGCAAAAUCCUCUUGGAUUGGAAAAUGGAUCCAAGACUUCUACGAAGAAACGCCUUUCUUUUCCAGCCCCGGUUAAGGCUAGGCGACUUUCGGGUCCACCGAGAAUUGAGACAAAUGUGAAUGUGGUUGCAUAAAUUAUGUAAUCUUAAUUGUUUGUGAAAAAUAUUAUUUUGUUGUUAUAAUUUAUUAGU
Molecule: messenger RNA, 1482 nt
Organism: Impatiens glandulifera
Lineage: Eukaryota; Viridiplantae; Streptophyta; Magnoliopsida; Ericales; Balsaminaceae
Product: protein IQ-DOMAIN 2-like
Exons: 5
Coding region: 220-1425 (401 amino acids)
Molecular function (GO): protein binding
Source: RefSeq, a predicted model, not a curated record